Molecule: messenger RNA, 580 nt
Organism: Hibiscus syriacus
Lineage: Eukaryota; Viridiplantae; Streptophyta; Magnoliopsida; Malvales; Malvaceae
Product: histone H3.2
Exons: 1
Coding region: 63-473 (136 amino acids)
Cellular component (GO): nucleosome
Molecular function (GO): DNA binding; protein heterodimerization activity; structural constituent of chromatin
Source: RefSeq, a predicted model, not a curated record
CCUUCCACAAAUACUUUCGCACGAUCCAAACACUUCUAUUCUCUUUCUCAAGCUCUUCACAAAUGGCUCGUACCAAACAAACGGCUAGGAAGUCAACCGGCGGCAAAGCUCCACGAAAGCAGCUAGCCACGAAGGCUGCUAGGAAGUCUGCUCCGGCGACUGGAGGAGUAAAGAAACCUCACCGUUUCAGACCAGGAACUGUGGCUCUGAGGGAAAUCAGGAAAUACCAGAAGAGCACCGAGCUCCUGAUCCGAAAGCUUCCGUUCCAGAGGCUUGUGAGGGAAAUCGCUCAAGAUUUCAAAACCGAUCUGAGGUUCCAAAGCAGCGCCGUCGCCGCUCUUCAAGAAGCUGCCGAGGCUUAUCUCGUCGGACUUUUCGAAGACACUAAUCUGUGUGCUAUUCAUGCUAAGAGAGUUACGAUUAUGCCUAAGGAUAUCCAGCUUGCUAGGAGGAUUAGAGGCGAGAGAGCUUGAGUCUGUUUGAUUUUCAGUCGAUUGAUGAUUAGGGUGAGAGAUCUGAUUUUGUUCAUUUUGAUGCAUUGGCAUUCUCUGCUAAUGAUUGAUGUAAAUCAAUGGAAUAU